Messenger RNA from Nezara viridula (southern green stink bug), 1897 nucleotides. The record is from the annotation of a GenBank genome assembly. NCBI's taxonomy places the organism in Eukaryota, Metazoa, Arthropoda, Insecta, Hemiptera, Pentatomidae.
AAAAAAAAAAAACUAGUGAUAUCAUCGGUAAAUGAAAAUCAUAUGAUGGUAACUUGAAGUGAAGUGGGCAGCCACAGUCCAACUUGUUCAUAAUGAUAAGGUAGUCAUCCUGAACAAGUGGGAAGGUAAACAUCUCGAAGACAAGCAAUGUGGCAACUGCUUGUACUCUCUGUUUUAGUUUCGGCAUCGCAUUUGUCUGCUGAAGAUUUGUCUGUGGCAGAUCUUGUCUUGAGACAUGGCUACCCUUUUGAUGUUCAUGAGCUGACCACAGAAGACGGCUAUGUCUUGUCCCUCUUCAGGAUACCUUUUGGUAAGAAAGACAUACAUCAGCUGGGUCCUCCUGUCAUACUCCAACAUGGACUCCAAUGCAGUGCUGCGUGUUGGCUAUUCUCUGAACCGGAUAAAGGAUUGGGCUUUAUAAUGGCUGACCAAGGAUAUGACGUAUGGAUGCCCAACAGCAGAGGUACAACGUAUAGUAGGAAGCAUCGAACGCUGGAUCCGAACUCUUGGUUUGAUGAGGAUAAAUAUUGGGACUUCAGCUUCCACGAGCUGGGCUACUACGACCUUUCUGCCAGUAUAGACUACAUCCUCAAGACGACAGGACACGAAGCUCUCUAUUACAUCGGACAUUCGGAAGGAACAACACAAUUCUUCGUCUUGAUGUCUUCUCGUCCCAAUUACAACCAGAAGGUACUUCACAUGUCCGCUCUAGCACCGAUAGCGUUCAUGGAAAAUAUUAGUGGUCCGGAGAAGUUCAACACUCUGUUUGCUCCAGCACUGAGUAGGCUGUCAGAGUUCUUUCAUUCUUAUAGCGUUUUAUCAGGAUCGUUCUUACACUUCCUUCUUAGAUUAGUAUGUAAUUUAAAUUUAUCAACACAGAAAUUAUGCAGCCAUGUUAUCUACUUGACGUCAGAGCAAGAUCCUCAGCAAGUUAAUUCGACUCUGAUACCGACAGUCACAAGUUUCGUUCCAGCCGGAACAUCUCUGAAGCAACUUAUUCACUACACUCAGUUGGCUCAUAACGGAGGCAAGUUUACGCAGUACGACUACGGCAAGCCAAUCAACAAGAUCGUCUAUCGCCAAGAAGAUCCUCCAGAGUACGACCUGAGCAAAAUUACAACUCCGGUUGUUCUGCACCACGCGAGCAAUGACUGGAUAUCUGAUACCAAGGAUGUGAUGACAUUAUACAAACAAUUACCCAACUGCAGUAAGGUGCUUAUUCCUUUGCCUAAUUUCAACCACAUGGACUUCAUGUGGGCCAUAGAUGUCUGGAAACUAGUUUACGAACCAAUGAUAAAUAUUUUGAAGCAUUAAUAAAGUUAAAUAAGAGAAUUUAUAAAGUACAAAUCUUUCAAUUAAUUUUAAUUAGUGUUGCCCAAAUGCAAGGUCGAGUCUUUAUUAGUCUUGGUCUUGUGCCAGGUCUCGCAAGAGUCUUGCAGUUACCUAUUACUUUGCUUUUUAUUUAUUUUUUAACUUGUUUAUUGAAAAAUAUGACAAUAUGUCUUAAAGGACACUUAUAAUAGUAUUCAGAGAUCACAUUCACACUUUAUGUACAAUAAAUAAAAUAAAGUAUACAGAAAAAUAAUAUAUAUAAAAUAAAUAAGAAUUAAAUUAUAAACACUUCAAGCAAACAAAUAAUAAUUGUAGCAUGUGUAAUACAAACGAAACAGAAGAUCUCUAUCACUUCCUGGCUGCUUAUCCGAUACUCUCUGAAUUUAGAAUUAAAUGGUUAAAAUCUAGAAAUUUGUCUUGGGAUCAAGUAAUAGAUUUAAUAAAUGGAAACAAUUGGAUAGCAUUGGUAUUUUACUGCAAGUCUGCUUUCUCCUAUAGAAUAAUGCUCACCAGAAAAUUUAACAAUUAAUAAAUUGGAGAAUUUUGAUACCACCAUUUUUUUAAU